Molecule: messenger RNA, 644 nt
Organism: Nylanderia fulva
Lineage: Eukaryota; Metazoa; Arthropoda; Insecta; Hymenoptera; Formicidae
Source: RefSeq, a predicted model, not a curated record
AUGACAGUUUCGAGUGGAGAAUUGUACAGUUUCAUAGGCGUCCUUGAAAAUUUGAUAUUUGAUAGUCGUGAAUUGUCGAAAAAAUUAGACGAGUCGACGCGCCGGGACGUGGACGAUGACGGCUUCUCUUUGGUAACCGUGACCAGCAUUUCCCUUCAAGAAAGCACCGGCAGUACCUUCGCGGAAUCCGUCUACUCGAAUUGGGAAGAGAAAUUCGCGUGUCGCGCAUUACAGAGGCGAGGUCGCACCUUCAACUACCGAAGAAGGAAGCUGUACGUCGGCGAUGGGAUCUUUAGCGCACCGGCUGGCAUCUGUCCGCGUAGUAUCACCUCAUCGAUCAUUCGUCGUAAUACAGGGGAUUCUAGACUUGUAUUUAUCUGGCCGCAAACCAGUAAGAGCCGACUGUCGAAUAUUCUCGCACCUUUGUUGCGAAGUGCCCUGAUCGGCCUAUUGUUCGUAGAUGCUCUUCAUCUGUGGCCCGGAGAAUUUUUACCCACGUCGCUACCAUCAAAUAUGCUAAUCUCCUUACCGCCUGUCAAGUGCAACGUUAUCGAACCACGUUGGUUCGAUAAUAACUGAGUUGCUACCGAUUACGUCAUUCUUUAUUACAAACACUUAUAUAUUCCCUAAUCACGAUUUUGUCA